Messenger RNA from Pseudogymnoascus verrucosus, 3343 nucleotides. RefSeq lists its product as uncharacterized. The record is from RefSeq and is a predicted model, not a curated record. Gene Ontology annotation, molecular function: zinc ion binding; RNA polymerase II cis-regulatory region sequence-specific DNA binding; DNA-binding transcription factor activity, RNA polymerase II-specific. Gene Ontology annotation, cellular component: chromatin. The transcript has 4 exons. Lineage: Eukaryota; Fungi; Ascomycota; Leotiomycetes; Thelebolales; Thelebolaceae. Gene Ontology annotation, biological process: regulation of transcription by RNA polymerase II; DNA-templated transcription. Bases 521 to 3343 code for a protein of 940 amino acids.
CACCCACUCUAUUCACUCUAUUCGCUCCAUUUACCUCCAUUACGACAACCAAGAAGUACUCGGUACAUCUACUCCCCAGUCGGAGAGCGGGGAAAUCACCCACAACCACCCACCACCACCCACCAAUCCACCACUAUCCACCGCUAUCCACCCGCAUUUCCCCCCCUUGUUCGCUGCUUGUACACGAUACAAACCACACCUGGCUUGCACAAACACAAGUACAGGUACAUGUACCACACAUCUCAUCUGUGGUCUGGGGAAAUCGCAUCUGGGGAAAUCUUACCUCGUACCUCUUCCUGCCGACCAACCUUACUUUCCUCUACCACUCUACAUACUAACGAACAUCUAUUCACCUGUCAUCCUUUGCGCAAAAGAAGCCAGGCAGGGCCAGGCGACAUCAACAUCACCCCUAUCACCUCCAAACCCCCCCAAAAACGAAGCAUCACACAAACCAUCAUUCUCAUACUCCCGAAACUGGCUGCGACACACCACCACCACCCACCACCCACCACCCACCGCCAUGAUGCCGCUCCCAGGCGUCGAUACCGCCAGCCAGAGCCACGCAUCCGACGUCGACCCCGACGCCAGCAGCAGGCAGAAGGCAAAGACCCUACCCUGCCGAUACUGCCAGAAGCGCUUUCGCCGGCUUGAGCACGUCCAGCGCCACGAGCGCACUCACACAAAAGAGAAGCCCUUCCAAUGCCUCUGCGGCAAGACUUUUGGGCGACGGGAUCUGUUGGUUAGACAUGAGAAACUGGUACACUUGAAUGAGAAUAAGCACGAUGCGAAUAGGCACCAUGUAGCCACUGCCGCGGCGCGCGCAAACGCUGUCAAGGCACAGAGCAGACCGCAGGUCACAGCCGCCAUCCCGAACCUCAUCGAUCCGGAUCUGCUUGUGCAGCAGCCCAGCUAUCCGCCCAUACAGGACCUACGUGCGCGACCGCAGGAGGUUCCCAUACAGCAGCAGCAGCAACAGCAGCCGCAGCAGCCCCAACGACUACCCUGUUCGCUCGACCUCCUCUCCGACGCAGCAACCCACAUCGCCUCAUCAAACAACCACACCAACCAGCUCCCCCCCAUCCACUCCCUCCAUACCGACAGCAGCGCCGAGCCCGAGAGCAAGCGCGCGCGCACGACCAGCUUCAACAGCCGAGCCGGACCCGAGGACAGCACACGGAGGGGCUCAUAUCAUCACCACCACGCCACGCUGAGCGAGGCACCGCAACCGCAGCCGCUGCUGGGGGAUUAUAACAUCUUCCUCGACGAUUUCGGGAUCAGCUCGCAUGUUUUCCCGCCGAUCGAUGCGGAGGGGCCCGGGGGGAUGACGUGGUCCCGUCCGAUGGCACAUGAGGGGUACGCAGACCCGUCACGGCAGAGCUACGAUUCUCGCGUUGGUGGACCACCCGAGCAGGGCCAGCAUAACCGCUUCGACUCGCGCUUUUCCUCCAUCGCAUCAGAGUACCAGUCACCCCCGCAGCACCCACGCACAGGCGAAGACAUCCGCGCCGCAGCCGCCGCGGCCGCCGCUCCACCCUGGAAAGUAAGCAGCCAGGAGCACCGCCACAUGCAAGCCAAGGUCGACGAGUUCGCGUCUGUGCUACCGAGUGGUUUCGAGUUCCCAUCACGCUACACGCUAUCCCGCUUCCUCGAGGGGUACUUCAACGGGUUCCACGAACACGUGCCGUUCCUUCACGUGCCGACGCUUUCGGUGGCUGCGCUGGCGCCGGAGCUGCUGCUAACGCUCGUGGCGAUCGGGGCGCAGUAUCGGUUUGAGGCUCAUCGAGGGAAUGGGCUGUGGUAUGCGGCGAGGGCGGUGGCGAUUGAGCAGGCGACGAGGAGGAAUAGUGCGUUGGUGGCGGAGAUUGUGUCGCCGCCGCUGACGUGUGGGAGUGAGAGUGCCGGGUUGAGCCCGCCGCCUACGGGGAGGAGUUUGGGAGAGGGGGGAGGGGCGAUGAAUGGGGUUGUGAAUGGGAAUGGGCAUGGGAUGGAGAGGGUUUCGAGUGAGACGCAUGAUGGGGAGAAUUUCUCCAACUCCCACACCGCCCGCCUCGAAACAAUCCAAGCCCUCUUCCUCCUUGUCGCAGUCGGCACCUGGGCCCCCCGCAUCCUCCUCCGCGAAUCCCUCACCCUCCGCAGCUGGCUCGCGCAACUCGUCCAAGAAUCCGGCCUCACCAACCCGUCCACCUCCCAUCCCUCCCUGAGCUGGGAAGAAUGGGCACGCAUCGAAAGCGAGAAACGUACCAAGUUCCUCGUCUACUGCUUCUUUAACCUCCACUGUAUCGCCUACGACAUGCCCUCCCCCCUCGCCUCAACUUCCAUCCACAUGUCCCUCCCCCAAACCGCGCGCGAGUGGAAAGCCCCCAGCGCCCGCGAAUGGGCAGAUAUCCGCCAAUCCUCCCCCCCUUCCGAAAUCCCCUUCCUCACCGCCCUAGCGCGGCUCUUCGACCCGCCCUCCUCCCCCGCCGCCGACCUUCCGCCACCGCUUCCCCCGACCUCAGCGCUGGGGAAUUACAUCCUCAUCACCGCGCUGAUCCAGCAGAUCUUCCUCCUCCGCCAAACAACAGCAAUCUCACACCCUCAUCUCCCCCCCAACUCCCUCCCCGCCAGCCACCUCGCUAGCCUCAGCCACGCGCUGAAGAACUGGCAAGCCUCCUGGGAACGCACUCCCGAAUCCUCGCUCGACCCUACAACGCCCGCCGGCCCAAUAGCAUUCAAUUCCACCGCCCUGCUACGACUAGCUUACAUCAGACUCCAUAGCGAUUUACCACCCAACCCCUAUCUAGCGUUACGGGACCCGGUGAUGAUCGCGAAGGCGUGGGCGGAGGGGGGAAGGGUGGGGAGAGGCGAGGGCGUGGCGAGGGCCGUGCAGCAGGCGGUGUUGGCGCUGGGGGUGCCGAUUAGGAUUGGGAUUGCGUUUGUGGCGCGGACGCAGACGUUUGGGUGGAGUAUUCAGCAUAGUCUUUGUAAUGUUGAGUGUGCGGUUUUGCUUUGCAAAUGGCUCGAAACCAUCUCCCUAACCCCACACUCCCUCACAACAGACGAACGCAACAUCCUCGCCAUGGUCCGCAACAUGCUCGAGGAAACCGAAUACGCCGCUCCCCCCGCUACCUCCCACCCCUCCUCGACCUCUCACCCCUCCACCUCAUCCUCCUCCACCACCGGAAUGGACUCGUCACCCGAAGCAGAAGGCCAGCGCAUCAGAGCCCUCGGAGCGGCGGUCGUGAGACUCUGGGCGGAGACGUUUAGGGGGACGCAGAUCUUUGAUAUUGUGCGUGCUAUGGGGAGGGCGUUGGAGGUUUAUGGGGAGGGUGUUGAGAGGGGGUUUGGUGGGGGUGGGGGGUGA